Molecule: messenger RNA, 288 nt
Organism: Gongylonema pulchrum
Lineage: Eukaryota; Metazoa; Nematoda; Chromadorea; Rhabditida; Gongylonematidae
Source: the annotation of a GenBank genome assembly
AUGCAAAGGGAAUAUGAGUGCGCUUCAGUGACGUCAAAGCUCCACGCUGAUAGUCAUGGUGACCUCCUCGUAUCGAGUCACCAUGGAAGACGGGAGCACUCGGAAGUAGCGGAAUGGUGUGGAUUAGCGCCAAACUGGAAAAUUUUACUUCUUUCGAGGUUUUUUGUUGGACUUUCCAUCGGCGGCACAAUUGUUGGGGUAUGCACAUAUGUAAUGGAAAUGCUUCUGCCGGAGCAACGGAUGGCUCUGAGAGCUUUCUUCAACUGGGUAAUCCUAGUUUUAUACUAA